AAACGAUGCAUGGAGUUGAACUCGCAACCGAACGACCGUUAUGUGUGAUCAGUGAUCAUCACGAAUAUGCAGAUAAAGGGACGCAACUCUUACUUGACCAGCAUAUUUCGUUACGGGUUGGAAUAGCGGUUAUUGGCAGACCACGAACGUUGUUAUCUAAGUUUGCAGGAAGACACAUCGCCAUGGCAACCAGGUGGGGAAUCUUGAGUGCUGGGAAGAUAUCCCAUGACUUCACCUCAGCUCUUGUCAGUCAAAACGCGGAGGAGCAUCAGGUAGUAGCUGUUGCUGCCCGAUCAGCUGACAGAGCCAAGGAAUUUGCUGGCAAGUUUGGGAUAAAGACUGCUUAUGGAAGCUAUGAAGAGCUAGUGAAGAACCCUGAUGUUGAAAUUAUUUACAUCGGUUCCAUCCAUCCGGAACACUAUAAGAUGUGUCUCCUGUGUCUUGAUGCUGGCAAACAUGUCCUGUGUGAGAAGCCAAUGACCUUGACCUCAGCACAGACCAAACAUGUGCUGAAGACAGCUAAAGAGAAGAAACUGUUUUUCAUGGAAGGCUUUUGGAGUCGAUUCUUUCCCGUUUAUGAGAAAGUACGUGAAGAGGUGUCUUCCAACUCCAUCGGCGAUAUCAUCCUGAUACAGAAUUCAUUCUGCAUCAACAAUUACGACGUUGCCCGCAUCAAUGACAAGCGGCUGGGUGGUGGUGGCCUCAUGGAUAUUGGCUGUUACUGUGUCAUGAUGGCCGACAUGAUCUUCAAGGAGAGGCCGGAGAAGAUAGUGGCAGAAGGAGAGGUCACUAAGGAUGGAGUUGAUGCAGGAGGAGCCAUAACUCUGAGGUUCAGCGGGGACCGUAUCGCCAGUAUUGUGUACCACACUAAGACCCAGAGCAGCUCCAACUCAAUGCUUAUAUGCGGAACCAAAGGCUGUAUCAAAGUUGAGGACCCGUUCUGGUGUCCUACGAAGAUGACGUCGCCAUCAGGGGUGUUCGAGUUCCCUCUCCCUACAUGCAAACUGAAGAUGCACUUCCCCAACAGCGAAGGUUUCCAGUAUGAACAGAGAUGUGUCAGAGACUGUCUCAAGAAAGGUGAGCUGGAGUGUCCCCUGAUGAGCCAUGCAAGUAGCGAAAACAUCAUCUUCAUCAUAGAGACUGCACUACAGCAGAUGGGGGUGCAGUAUAGCACUACAGCAGAUGGGGGUAGAGUAUAGCACUACAGCAGAUGGGGUACAGUAUAGAACUACAGCAGAUGGGGGUAGAGUAUAGCACUACAGCAGAUGGGGUACAGUAUAGAACUACAGCAGAUGGGGGUGCAGUAUAGAACUACAGCAGAUGGGGGUAGAGUAUAGCACUACAGCAGAUGGGGUACAGUAUAGAACUACAGCAGAUGGGGUACAGUAUAGCACUACAGCAGAUGGGGGUACAGUAUAGCACUACAGCAGAUGGGGGUACAGUAUAGCACUACAGCAGAUGGGGGUGCAGUAUAGCACUACAGCAGAUGGGGGUACAGUAUAGCACUACAGCAGAUGGGGUACAGUAUAGAACUACAGCAGAUGGGGGUACAGUAUAGCACUACAGCAGAUGGGGGUGCAGUAUAGCACUACAGCAGAUGGGGGUACAAUAUAGCACUACAGCAGAUGGGGGUGCAGUAUAGCACUACAGCAGAUGGGGGUGCAGUAUAGCACUACAGCAGAUGGGGUACAGUAUAGAACUACAGCAGAUGGGGGUACAGUAUAGCACUACAGCAGAUGGGGUACAGUAUAGAACUACAGCAGAUGGGGGUACAGUAUAGCACUACAGCAGAUGGGGGUGCAGUAUAGCACUACAGCAGAUGGGGGUGCAGUAUAGCACUACAGCAGAUUGGGUAGAGUAUAGCACUACAGCAGAUGGGGGUGCAGUAUAGCACUACAGCAGAUGGGGUACAGUAUAGAACUACAGCAGAUGGGGGUACAGUAUAGCACUACAGCAGAUGGGGGUGCAGUAUAGCACUACAGCAGAUGGGGGUAUAGUAUAGCGCUACAGCAGAUUGGGUAGAGUAUAGCAAUACAGCAGACGGGGGAGUAUAAAACUCUGAAGAUUCUAAGACUAUGUGCCUUCAUAAAAAAAUCCAUGUGAGUUGUUUGUAAAAAUGAGAUGCAUGCAACUGUGUCCUGUGAUAAAUAGAAUAGAAAGUACAAUUGUUGGUUGUUUUUCUUUUUUCCAGUGUAUGCA
Molecule: messenger RNA, 2199 nt
Organism: Haliotis rufescens (red abalone)
Lineage: Eukaryota; Metazoa; Mollusca; Gastropoda; Lepetellida; Haliotidae
Product: trans-1,2-dihydrobenzene-1,2-diol dehydrogenase-like
Exons: 8
Coding region: 6-1199 (397 amino acids)
Molecular function (GO): nucleotide binding
Source: RefSeq, a predicted model, not a curated record